AUGCUCAGCUCACAAUCACGUCUAGCAACUUCUCAUCCAUUCAGUCGUCUCACAGCAUUUAUUGAUCAGCAAGGAGUUGCUCGUGUGGGAGGACGACUCAAGAAUUCCACCCUCAAUUAUGAAGGCAAACACCCUGCAAUACUCCCUCGCCAUUCGAGAUUGUCUGAAUUAAUCAUUAGCUGGUCCCACCAACGGACACUACAUGGAGGAACGCAACUCACCUUGGCGCAUAUCAGGCAAUCCUAUUGGAUCAUCGGUGGACGUGCUCCAGUAAAAUCUCAUAUCUUGCGGUGUGUGGUGUGUGCUCGACAAAGGGGGAUUCGUGCCCAUCAACUGAUGGGCCAACUACCUCUGCCUCGGGUCACACCCUCACGUGCAUUCACGCAUACGGGCAUCGAUUACGCUGGACCACUCACACUCAAAACAUGGAAGGGAAGAGGAGCCAAAACUCACAAGGGCUGGAUUUGUGUGUUUGUCUGUCUCACCACAUCUGCAGUUCAUUUAGAAGUUGUUUCAGACUACUCAACGGACGGAUUCAUCUCAACGUACAGAAGAUUUGUCUCAAGAAGAGGCAUCCCUCAUUCAUUGUACUCUGACUGUGGCACAAACUUUGUCGGAGCAGAGAAAUCACUCCAGACAUUGUUCACAGAGAGUUCGCAAGACAACCGGCGCAUCUCAUCUCUGCUUGCUCAAGAUCGCACUCAAUGGAUUUUCAAUCCACCAGCUGCUCCACACAUGGGUGGCAAAUGGGAAGCAGUGGUAAAAUCACUCAAACACCACUUGCGUCGUACCAUAGGAGAGACGUUGCUCACAUUCGAAGAAACGACAACCCUGCUUGCUCAGAUUGAAGCGAUCUUGAACUCACGACCUCUCGAACCACUCAGCGACGACUCAGAUGACAUCUCAGCGCUCACCCCAGGACAUUUUCUCAUCGGAAGUGCUCUCACAUCAGUACCGGAGCCAUCACUGAAGGACUUAGCAACCGCAAGGUUAUCCCGAUGGCAAUUCAUACAACAGCGAGUACAGCAAUUUUGGUCUCAAUGGUCAGCUCAAUAUCUGCAACGACAACAAGCAAUCUCGAAGUGGCAUCACCUAUCCAACGACAUACAAGUGGGCACAUUGGUUCUCAUCACCGACGAGAGGCUCCCGCCAUGUAAGUGGCCAUUAGCCAGAGUCUCCACCCUGAUGCCAGCCAAGGAUGGACUCACCCGCGUGGUGACCCUGAAGACACCCACGACGACACUCACCAGACCAAUCACCAAGCUGGCACCGCUGCCCAUUGCUCAUCAAGGCCAAGCUCAACAUCCGUAG
Molecule: messenger RNA, 1311 nt
Organism: Vollenhovia emeryi
Lineage: Eukaryota; Metazoa; Arthropoda; Insecta; Hymenoptera; Formicidae
Exons: 1
Coding region: 1-1311 (436 amino acids)
Biological process (GO): DNA integration
Molecular function (GO): nucleic acid binding
Source: RefSeq, a predicted model, not a curated record